AUGGAGCCUCUCGACCGAGUCUCGAAGACGCCGACUCGCAUACCUCGACCAACUUCCACAGCCGCUUCACCCCGAACGCCUUCCAUCCGCGCAGUUCCCUACAGCGCCAUAACCCGCGUUAGAACUGCCUCGAUGAUGGAAGGGAGUUACUCGCCCUUAAGUUGGCCUUUCCCAAGAACGGGCGACUGCUCAUCACCGUAUGAACGAGUCAACUUUGCAUCCAGGGACCAUUCAGCCACAGCCAAGCAGCCUGACAAUGGGAAAGACACUGACGUGAGAACCAUGUGCCGUAAUGGAAGCACAACAUUGCAGCCCCAAGCCGCAGCGCCAGUUUCGAGUAGAGCGACAACCGUCGAAACACUUCACACGGUCCAAUAUGGUCUUUCGAGGACCAAUCGUCGCGCCAGUCCUUCCCUCGACUUCGUUGAAACCCAGAUAUGUGAACCCAGGAAUGGAGGCAGUAUCGACACAGGAUUGACAAGCGCCGGAGCUCAUGGCCUCCAACCGAUGGCAGAUCUUCCGGAGCGACCCAUGACUCCGACCCCAUAUUCGGUCCUGCGCAAGGUAUCCGAGGUCUCCGAGUCCGGGAAUGCUGGGGACGGGGACUCCACGCAUCGUCAAUCGGCAACUCUAACCACACAGGGUCCAGUCAAUGCUAUAUGUCUGAAGCCCCAGGGCGUCAUUGGUGACGCUGCUUGCAUACCCGUUCCACGCGAUGAGCAAGGCAGGGUGAUAUCUUUUCUCCAUCCGCCCUUCAAGACAGGUAACCCGAGGAGCGAUCCUCAUCGCGCCCGAUUGUUCACAGCACCUAACAACAGCACACGAGCGGAGCGCGAGAGCUCUGAUGAUGGUGCUAUCACCAACAAGCCCGGGGCAACCACCGUUCCCGGCCUCAAGUCGCUCGGAACGGCAAAAUAUGCACCCACCGCCAGGCCCCCAUCAAGGAGCGGGAGCACCUACUCGAGGAGGCCAAUGACGCUUCAGAGCGAGAUUCCCGACCUGGAGUCUCUACGCCUUGGUCCGAGGAUUCGCCACAGCCGUCUACCGUUGAGCCCCAGCAUGGCUGUAAAUGGAGUAAGGAGUGUCCCGGAAAGCACAAAGAAGCUGUGGACUGCUGUUGGCCGGUCGCGCAAAAUCAUGCUCGCAUCGGCUGUUCUCUUGGAGCUUUCCAUUCUCAACGUCGUUGCCGGUGUCACGGCCGUCGCUACCAGCUAUAUUGAGCACGGGCAUGUUGCUACAGGACUGGCAGCGUGGGCUGCAGUGAGCGGCGUGUUCACCCUGACUUCUGGUGCAAUGCUUGGCCUGGCCUUCCUGCGAUAUCGCAAGAUGAACAAGGAGCUCGUUUCGGGAGAGAGCUGGAUUGAGAUGCAUCUUCGGUCUAGACCACUUCCACCUCGGCCACAGAGCGAGGAACGCAGGCAAGACAAUGGUGCCACAGAGGCCUGGAACAGGUUUGUCCAGGACCACGAGCAGCUUCGGCGCUAUGUUGAACUUCUAGAGAGCCGGAUUGGUGCGCUCGAGGAAGGCCAGCCGAAUGUGGGACAGGGACACAAGGAACCUGAUACCGAUGCCAACGGAGGCGGGAGCAAUGCCCCUUCCGGAAAGAUGGAGAGAGCUCUCGACACGCCAAGGACCACGGCUGACAGUGGUAGUCGUACUGGCAACGGCACCCCAAAGACAUCGAGGUCCAAAAUUGGCGAUUCGUUGUCUCGUCGCCAGUUGCUCCAGCCAGAUGACUCCGUUGCUGAGCAUGAGUCCUGGCAAGGUGGCAACGGCGAAGCCACCAUUUCCAAGUCGGAUACCAAAGCUAGUAUUAUCACCGAGCUGUGCGAAGCCGUGACUGAGGGAUACAGCCCCCUGUCCGAGCAAAUGCCUGCGGGCUCACCUCAGCUCCCUCAGACCCCCGACAAAUGCACACCCUCUGGUCAACCGCGCGGCAACGCCUUCUACCAUCUGGCGUUGCCUGGCAGGGCAACCACCCCCCGACGUCUUGAACAUUUUGUUGAUGAUUCCGGGAGCAGUAAGAGGGAUAUUUGA
This is a messenger RNA of Thermothelomyces thermophilus ATCC 42464, 2037 nucleotides long. RefSeq lists its product as uncharacterized. Bases 1 to 2037 code for a protein of 678 amino acids. The transcript has 4 exons. The record is from RefSeq and is a predicted model, not a curated record. NCBI's taxonomy places the organism in Eukaryota, Fungi, Ascomycota, Sordariomycetes, Sordariales, Chaetomiaceae.